GUCAUACCACAAGGACUCCUAGUCCCAGGUGGCUCAGUAAGUAUUAGUCCAGGCGCCACAUACAGAGCAAGGCACGUUUGUAAGGAGUCCUUGGUUUGGGGUAGAAAGACUUCCAUUCACUCUACCAAAUAAUGUUCCUGAACUGAAGAGACUGGGGUUCAUUUCUGCAAUUUAGGAGCUCUGUUACUGCUAGUCAUUUGCAGAUGUGGAGAACAUGUCUACUAAGGGAGAAUAUUCAGAUCAGAGCAGCUGGUUCAAGAGAAAGGUGGAAUAAUGCUAACCAAUGAAAAAGCCCAUUUUUGGUCAGGAGGAAUUUCACGAAGUAUGUCUGAAGGAAAUCUGUUUGACAUGGAAGCCCGAAAAUCCUCAAGAAAUUGUGAUAUUACAGAAUGUCCAGAUCCAGGUUUGCCUCUUGAUUGGCCAGAGGAUUUCACACUUCAUGGCAAUAAUGCUUCCAAUGCUACAAAUCCAUUCUGGAAUGGACUGUCUGCAUCUAACCCAUUUUUGGAUGAUAUAACUCAGCUAAGAAAUAACCAGAAGAGAGGUAAUAUUUCUAUCUUGAAGGAAGAUCCUCUUCUUUUUUUUAGAGAAAUAGAAACUGGAAACUCUUUUGAUUCCUCUGGUGAUGAACUUGAUGUGCAUCAGUUGCUUAGGCAGUCUUCCUCAAGAAAGUCUGGAAGAUCUAAAAGUGUUUCUGAACUUUUGGACAUUUUGGAUGACACAGCACAUGCCCGUCAGAAUAUACAUAACUUUGACCAGAUCUUAGAACAAGACUUAGAAUGGCUUCGAAAUGAUCGAGAGGCUUAUAAAAUGGCUUGGUUAAGUCAGCGCCACCUUGCCCGUUCCUGCCUAGAUUUGAGUACAAUUAAUCAGAGUCCUGGAUGGGCCCAAACACAAGUUGCAGAGACUACAGUCGUUUGCAAAUUAAACCACCAAGGAGGGUCAGUACAGUUACCUGAAUCAGAUAUCACUGUUCAUGUGCCCCAAGGCCACGUAGCUGUGGGAGAAUUCCAAGAGGUAUCUCUAAGGGCUUUUCUAGAUCCUCCACAAAAGCUUAACCACGAUCUUUCAUGCACCAUAAGCCCACUGUUGGAAAUCAUGUUAGGUAACCUCAACACAAUGGAAGCCAUUUUGCUGGAGAUGAAAAUUGGGGCUGAAGUGAAAAAGGAUCCUUUCAGCCAAGUCAUGGCAGAAAUAGUGUGUUUACACAGUCUGGAAAAAGAAGGCCCUUUCAAAGUAUUAAACAACUGCUACAUUUAUAAAGACACCGUCCAGGUCAAGCUAGUAGACUUGAGUCAAGUGAUGUAUCUAGUGGUUGCCGCACAAACUAAAGGUACUCAAUCACCAGCUGCCACCAUUUGGGAUUAUAUCCACAAAACCAUUUCAGUUGGAAUUUAUGGACCCAAAUAUAUCCACCCCAGUUUCACUGCUGUUUUCACAGUUUGUGGACAUAGUUAUAUGCCAGGAAAGCUUACUAUCUCUGAUAUUAAAAAAGGUGGGAAACCCAACACAUCUCCAGUUGUGUUUCAGCUCUGGGGGAAGCAUUCCUUCCUACUUGAAAAGCCACAAGAUUUAAGUAUAUCUGUCUUAUCAUGUGAUCCUGAUUUUGAAGUAAAAGCAGAAAGGAAAAGGAAAGAAGUUAAGCAAAAGCACUUGCAAUCAGGUCAAGUAGUUCAUCAACAAUUUUUCUUCUCUUUAGUUGACUCCAGAGAAAUGCAUUUGUUUGUUUUCUGUGUUCAGUUGGAGCCGUGCAGUGGUAGGCCAGUGACACAGUUCUUUAUAACUUCACCUGAUCCAGCUCCGAACCUAAAAAGUCUGUCAAUUCUUCCAAGUGAUUUGCAGAAGAAGAAGGAAAGUAAAUCUGCUUUAUUACCAACAGUGCAUGUUAAAUAUCCUACAUUUCAAGACAAAAAAUUGAACUUUACCAGCUAUGGAAUAACCCAGAAGACAGUGAUAAGACAAAAUAAGAUUGAAUACUUACUUGAAUAUUUCAAAGGGGACACAGUAGCUCUUCUUGGAGAAGGUAAAGUAAAAGCCAUUGGACAGUCCAAAGUGAAAGAAUGGUAUGUGGGAGUCCUGAGAGGCAAGAUUGGACUUUUACACUGCAAAAACAUCAGGGUGAUUGCAAAGGAACAAGUAAUGUCUAUGUCAGAUACUGUCUUCACAACCCGGAAUCUACUUGAACAAAUUACCCUGCCUCUUAAAAAACUGACUUACAUCUACUCAGUUGUCUUGACUUUGGUGUCAGAAAAAGUGUAUGAUUGGAAAGUUUUAGCUUAUGUCCUAGGCUAUUCACAUCUGGCACUAGAAGACUUUGAUCAGCUACAAGCAGACAAAGAAUCAGAAAAAGUUGCUUAUGUUGUAAAGAAGUUAAAGGAAGAUUGCCAUGCAGAUAGAAAUACCAGGAAGUUUCUUUAUGAACUUGCUGUGUUGUUGCUGCAGGCUCUGCUGAAGAUUGAUUGCCAAGGAUUAGUAGUGCAUCUUGUCCAGGAGGCUGCUAUUCUGACUUCAGCUGUCAAGCUUGGGAAAGGCUGGAGGGAACUAGCUGAAAAGUUAGUGCGACUCACAAAGCGACAAAUGGAGGCAUAUGAAAUUCCUCACCAAGGAAAAUCUGGAGAUGUGGCUGUAGAGAUGAUGUGGAAACCUGCCUAUGAUUUUCUUUAUACUUGGAGUGCUCACUAUGGAAACAGCUACAGAGAUGUGUUACAAGACCUACAAUCAGCUUUGGACAGAAUGAAAAACCCUGUGACCAAACAGUGGCGAGACUUAACUGGAGCUUUAAUACUAGUGAACUCUUUAGAGGUUUUGAGAGCAACUGCAUUCUCCACUUGUGAGGAAGUAUAGAAAUGAAGGAUACGUUUUGAGAGGAAGGAGUAGAGGGAGAAAGGGGUGCGUGUGAGAGAGAGAGAAAGGAAAAGAAUCUCAUAAAAGUAUUGCUUUUAAGAAAAAAAAAAAAGUUUUUCCUGGUGAAAACAUAGCCUAACACAAAAUCCAAGGAUGGGUUUUAUAAUCAAAUAUGUAUUUUUGUGUCUCCCUUUCACAUACAAACAUUAAGCUGCUUUAUUGUUGAGAAAAGAAAGAAAAAACUCUUUCUCCCUUUCAAAGUUACUCUUAAUUUCUUUUAGUUAAAACAAAUGACUGCCGGCAUAAUUACAUCACACAGAAACCCAGAUAAUCCAGAGGCUCUCAAUAAAAACACUGGAAUUUUGCCAGCAGGCAGGUAGAGGGAGGGGAGAAGGAAGCAAUGCUCUGUGGCCAGGCACCAGACUACAUGCUUUCUCUAGCUGCUCUCUUUUAUUUCCAGUGGCAUUUGUUAGGAUUAUUCCCAUUUUUCAUGUGAAGAAUCUAAGGACUAGAGAGGACAGUCAGGGCUAUACAGCCAGUGUGAAGCAGGUUUUCUGUUUGCAAAAUCUGGCUCUGUUUUUUGUUUUUGUUUUUGUUUUUUUUUUAAGAAAACAGCACAUGGGAAUAUAGUUUAAAAAACACACAAUGCAUAUUAAAACUUAUGGGUAAUUAUUUCCUCUUAAUUAAGCUCUCUGCUCUAUUCUACCAUCUCAUGAAAGUUCCAGAAGGAAGAAACGACUGGAAAUCUGUUUUCUGCAUCCACCAACUGGAAUUUUUCCCACCUUCCUCCAUCUUGAGGUCUAGCUAAUCCUUCAACUUUUUCUUCAGGAUCAUAAUGCAGAGUAAUUCUUUUAACUGUCAAAGACUUUUUAAGAAGGAGGGUUGUUUUUUAAAAGCCUGAUUUAUAGCAGCUGAAUGCAGCCAUCUUAUCUACUAGAAACACUGAUACCUGUGUGUGUGUGCAUGCUCAGAUGUUUAUGUAAUCAUGUGUAUGUGUGUGUGUUUCAGAAUGUUUUAUAAAUCUUUUGGAAUACAAAGAUUGUAUAGAAAUGUAGGCAAGUAUAAAUGCUAACUGUUAGAGAGUUGAUAAGGGAUGGUCUGUGCUUACUCCUGUGUCCAGUCCUUUGGCUGCCUGCCUCUGUUUAUGUGCUCUAGACAGUCACUCAUUUAUUGUCAUUCAGUUGACAGAGUGUGUAUACCCACUUUGUGGCAGAUGCAUAGAUGUUUGAGGUUAAUAAUGGGAGAAAAACAGUAUGAUCCCCCUGACUUCAGUACUGCUGAAGUGAUAUAGGCAAUAAUAAAGAACUAUACAAUUAAUUUUA
Molecule: messenger RNA, 4166 nt
Organism: Capra hircus (goat)
Lineage: Eukaryota; Metazoa; Chordata; Mammalia; Artiodactyla; Bovidae
Gene: MACC1
Product: MACC1, MET transcriptional regulator
Exons: 6
Coding region: 274-2844 (856 amino acids)
Cellular component (GO): cytoplasm
Source: RefSeq, a predicted model, not a curated record